Molecule: messenger RNA, 2389 nt
Organism: Ailuropoda melanoleuca (giant panda)
Lineage: Eukaryota; Metazoa; Chordata; Mammalia; Carnivora; Ursidae
Gene: EPHX3
Product: epoxide hydrolase 3
Exons: 9
Coding region: 851-1933 (360 amino acids)
Molecular function (GO): catalytic activity
Source: RefSeq, a predicted model, not a curated record
GAGCUCCAGCGGCUCAACCGGCCCGGUCCUCCGUCUGCCGGGCCGGGCCUGUCUUCAAGAAGUCUGUCUCCGGGUCUUCGUUGGUCGGCACCGGCGGAACCCUGGGCCUCAACACCUGCCGAUUGGCUGCCGGGCGAGGCCUGUCGCCCGCACGUCAAUAACCACCGCCUUCCAAUCACAGCCGUGCAGGGGCGGGCCGAUGACGGGCCCGCUGGACUAACUGGAGGCUGGCGCUGGGUCGAGGCCACUGGACCCGCCGUUGGAACCAGGCCCGGGUGAGGGUGCUGCUAGGUCUCUCCCAUCCAGGCCAAGGACAGGGUUGCGCGCUCCAGGAAGGGGAGCUCUCGGAAGGCGGCGGCAAGGGCCCCCCCAGGCCUCCUCUGCUUGCAGCGACCACCAGCGCCUCCCUACUAAUCCCAGCCAAGCCUUUAAGCCACGCCGCACUCCUGCGUCGCUUCAAGGCCAAGUUGGGGUCAAGUUUCUGGCUCGCAGGCCGCACCUACCCUGCGUUGCCCCGCCCCUUCGCUCCACGCUCCGCCCAUCUCACCCAGGCUCCUCCCCAGCCACCGAAGCCUGGUCCUCGCAGGCUCCAUCCCCGCACCCAUCCUGUUCCCUGUCGCCGUCGUGCCCAGGUGUCUACCUGGCACUUAGGUGAGUCGUGUGCGGCGGCGGUUUCGGUCUAAGCCUCCCGCCUCUUCUCCCGGAGCGUUCCUCAAGCCCCGAAGGCACGGAGGGGCCCCAGACCAAAGGCGGUGGGCUCCCCAGCCCGGGUCCCGCCGCGGUGCGGCUGCUUGCGCCCCCCGCCCACACCCCCAAAGGCAGCGCCGAAGUCGUCCCAGGUCGCGGCGACAUGCCCGAGCUGGUGGUGACAGCGCUACUGGCGCCGUCGCGCCUCACUCUGAAGCUGCUGCGCGCCUUCAUGUGGAGCCUCGUGUUCUCCGCGGCGCUGGUGGCCGCCGCCGUCUAUGGCUGCAUCGCGUUCACACACGUGCUGUGCCGGCCCCGGCGCGGCUGCUGCGGGCGCCCCCGGAGCACCCCGCCCGCCUGUUUGAGCGACCCCACGCUGGGCGAACACUGCUUCCUGACCCUCAAGAGCUCGGGCUUGCGCCUGCACUAUGUCUCCGCUGGACGUGGCAAUGGGACCCUCAUGCUGUUUCUGCACGGCUUCCCAGAGAACUGGUUCUCCUGGCGCUACCAGCUUUGGGAGUUCCAGAGCCGCUUCCACGUGGUGGCUGUGGACCUACGGGGAUACGGCUCCUCAGAUGCCCCUCGGGAUGUAGACUGUUACACCACGGACCUACUGAUGACGGACAUCCAGGAUGUCAUCCUGGGCCUGGGUUAUUCCAAGUGUAUCCUGGUGGCCCAUGACUGGGGUGCGCUCCUUGCCUGGAAUUUCUCCAUCUACUACCCAUCCCUGGUCGAGCGGAUGGUAAUUGUCAGUGCUGCCCCCAUGUCUGUGUACCAAGACUACUCUAUACGCCACAUCGGCCAGUUCUUCCGUUCCAACUACAUUUUCCUGUUCCAGCUUCCCUGGCUGCCUGAGAAACUACUGUCCAUGUCUGACUUCCAGAUCCUGAAGACCACCCUCACACACCGCAAGAGAGGCAUCCCACACUUAACCCCCAGCGAGCUCGAGGCCUUCCUUUAUGACUUCUCACAGCCCGGUGGUCUCACGGGGCCCCUCAACUAUUACCGAAACCUCUUCAGGAACUUCCCCCUGGAGCCCCAGGAGCUGGCCACACCCACGCUGCUGCUGUGGGGAGAGAAGGACACCUACUUCGAGCAGGGGCUGGUGGGAGCCAUCAGCAGUCGCUUUGUGCCCGGCCGGCUGGAGGCCCACAUCCUGCCAGGUGUGGGGCACUGGAUCCCACAGAGCAACCCUGAGGAGAUGCACGAGUACAUGUGGGCCUUCUUGCGAGACCUGCUGGACUAGUGGCCCUUGCUCGCUGGCUUGUGUGCGCGUAGGAGUCCACACAACGUACAUACAAGGGUGGGCUCCCGAAUCGUGCGCAGGCGUGGAACUCCUAGGCCGCACACAAGGGUAUCUGUGGAUGCCUUCAGGCGCACCAGCCUGUGGGCUCACACACAGGUGUGAGUGUGUGUGCAGGUGAACAAGCCCUUCAACCCUGGAGAACCAGGUCCAGCUCUUCUCUGGAGCUAGGUGCAGAAUGUCCUACCUCUCCCCUCCCCUGGGGCCUUACUCUUCUUGCCAAAGUCAGCCCCCAGAGCAGCACCAACCCCAGACCCUGACCUUCCUGUCCCUGGCUUUCCUCUCCAGUCCAAGUCUUCAGCUAAAUGCUGCUGCGUCCAACAGGGUACUGGCAGCCACAUCUGGCUGCUUCAGUUUACAUGCAAAGUAAUUAAAAUCAAUUAAAAAUUCAGUUCCUCA